Molecule: messenger RNA, 1242 nt
Organism: Schizophyllum commune H4-8
Lineage: Eukaryota; Fungi; Basidiomycota; Agaricomycetes; Agaricales; Schizophyllaceae
Exons: 3
Coding region: 226-963 (245 amino acids)
Source: RefSeq, a predicted model, not a curated record
AGCGCGCUAGAACUGGAUGGUUACAGUCAAAGGGCGCUCCCGUCGCCUCUUCCUUCCGGGCGCCCCGUACGAACGUGUCCGCGACGUUGUCGCCCCACCGGGCUCAUCCGACUCACGCCGUGACUUUCUCUGUCCCGACCCAACGAAUGCCCCGCCCACCCCGCCUCACCUCUUUCAUGUCACAGAGAGCGCAGAGAAGUAGGACCAGGGCGUUGCCAGUCCGAUAUGCUUGCAUCAAGCGCGCUAGCUAGUCCGCGCUCUGAGUCCUAUCCGAAGCCGCAGUCUCGCCAUCCCUGGCCCAAGACUAACGGCGCUUGUCGCGAGAAGUACAACGCGCCGCCCGAUCACAAGUCCCGCAACGUUCGACAGUCGUCUUGCCUCAAGACAAAGUCUACCCACCAACCGCGGCCCAAAGCCCAAGUAUUCCUCCACACUGCCGCUCGCAACUGGGAACCCUCCCGAACCAACGUCUUUCCAACUAAACGGCCGCCCCACGAUCGCCGGACCAAAAGGAUCACCUCCAAACCAUCAAGCGCCUCAGCGCAUAUAUCCCUCACCGCCCGGCGCAUACAUCCGCCCCGCCGCAGGCCCAGCUUCUCGUACCGAGGCAAGAACGUCUACGGACCUCGCUGCAAAACUACCUUCGAUCGACGUACCACAAGAACAUCCCUGUUGUACUCCUUGGAAGAUCUCGAUCAAUGCUGGCCCGACCUACCCUUAUGUCCCCGCGCACUCGAUCCCGAGAACGCCAACUGGGCCACCUGCCGCAGACGACGCCAAGCUCGACAAGGAAUAGCCCACAGGUUUUGCUCUCAAUCCAGCAAACAAGAUGCUCGGUCGACAAGACCAGAACAAGUUCUCGCCGGCCGCAGGACAAGCGCGGCAAUGACGCGGUUUCGAUGCAAGAUAACAGCCUCUCCGAUCCUUUCGACGUGCACAGCAGAUCUCGACCUGCACAGUUGACGGCGCGACGGGUUCAACAUUGCGGGGCUUCAAUGAUUCCAGAAGCUCGAAAGCUCGACUCCGAACGAGUUCUGCCCGUUGUCCGACGAAGUAUGUGCAUCCCUCUUGCGGCGGCAUACUUGCGUUCCGCUCGUCUGCUCCGGUUGUGUUCAUUCUUGUACGCAGACCGUAGGCUUUCCGGGUAUCUGACCGGUCCUUCCCUUGGUAUCUGCUUGGCUAGUACUCACGUAGACACUAUCAAAUACAAUGUAUUCGUGUUCACAAUGAACCUGUUAUCCU